Messenger RNA from Lotus japonicus, 1446 nucleotides. RefSeq lists its product as uncharacterized. Lineage: Eukaryota; Viridiplantae; Streptophyta; Magnoliopsida; Fabales; Fabaceae. The record is from RefSeq and is a predicted model, not a curated record. Gene Ontology annotation, molecular function: nucleic acid binding; zinc ion binding. The coding region runs from base 1 to 1446 and encodes 481 amino acids. The transcript is spliced from 2 exons.
AUGGAGUGUGAUAUGUCUGUUCUCUCUCCCUCUGGAGAUGGCAGCGCGAAGCCACCGGACAAGGGCACUCAACCGCAACAUGUUUCCUUUAAGGACAAGCUCAUGGGGGGUUCUCCUGUUUCCCCACCACGUGAAUUCGUAGACUUGAUUGACAAUGGUAAGAUGAAGGUGAUCUAUGUGAAUGAUAAUCCACUGCUACCAAAAAUAGUAGUGGAACGGGAGGUGAUUGAGAACAUGUCCUCACCGUGGAAGGAUGCUCUUGUCAUCUCCCUUCUGGGCAAAAGACUAGGAUACAAGCUCAUGAAGGCUAAAUUGACGAGCCUCUGGAGGCUGGCUGGCGAAUUUGAUCUCAUGGAUGUGGAUAAUGGCUUCUUCAUGGUCAAAUUUGACAGAACUGAGGACAGAGACAGGGUCAUUAGUGGAGGACCCUGGAUGAUCUUUGAUCAUUACCUGGCGGUGGCCACCUGGAGCCCGGAGUUCAUAUCACCGGCUGCAAAGGUUAAGAAAACGUUGGCAUGGAUUCGCAUCCCUGGUCUCAAUGUCAUAUUUUAUGAUGAGAGCUAUCUGAUGUCGGCUGCAAGAGCCAUAGGCAAGCCUGUGAAGCUGGAUAGGAGCACACUCAAGGCGGAAAGGGGACGGUUUGCACGAAUAUGUGUAGAGCUUGACCUGGCUAAACCAGUUGUGGGAAAGAUCUGUCUGGAGGACUACUGGUACAAGGUAGAAUAUGAGGGGCUCCAUGUCAUUUGCACCAAGUGCGGAUGCUACGGGCACAGAUCCAGGGAAUGCACGGGCCUGCCAACUACAGCGCCAAAUGGAGUUCAGAAAGGAGCAACCGGGGUGACGGCGGUGGCCCAAGAAGAGGUGCCAGCCACCGGAGACAAGGGCGGAGACAUGGGGUGCCAAGCCAUGGAAAUUCUGUUACCUAGUGAGGCGGUUACAGAGGAAAUCAGCAUUGAUGACGCCAUUCAAGUUGACAAACCAGAAUUAAUUGCCAAUGAUGAGGGGGACCCACUAGGCCAAUGGAUGACCGUGGUAAAGAGGAAAAAAAUAGAAAGAAGUCAACGCAAGAAACAACACGGAAUCUUAGGCAUAUCCCACGUUGACAAGUAUAGUAGCAAAGGUGGGACCGGAAGUAAAAAGGAGAAAGGCAAAGAAGUUAUUAUUACUGAAGGGAGUAAGGGGACAGCGGUGUUCCAGUUUGGAAGCACGAAUGGGCCAGCAAACCAAUUGAUGAUGAUCAAUAAAAAACGCCGGACACGAGGCUAUGAAUGGGAGCGUGGGGACCACGACGCAGUCAACGCGAGUCAUCAAACCCCCCUCCGGAUUUUGGGCCGCAAUGAUGAGGUAAUGGAAUCAGUUAGCGAGGGAAUCAAUGGGAUCAACUCAGUCAAGGAAACUGAUGUGGAGCUGGCACACGACACAAUCACCAUUAAUGCCAAUGAUUAG